GGCGGCGCGGAGGGCUCACACGCUCCGACUAACUCUGCUUCCCAGCUGCUGGGCCGGGCUCAGCGGGACGCUGCCGGCGCGGCUCUUGGCACUACGCGGGAGGGGCUGCCCCGGGCGGCCUCCGCGACUGUCUACCUUCCCUCGGCAGCCGCGCUGCCUCGGGGCCCGCCUUCGCCCGCCCUGGGGAGGGGCUUGCCCAUGGCGAAAGCAGCGGCUCUUCGCUGCCGCACGUCUGCGAGGCGGCUUUGCUCUGCCUCGUAUUGGCCGCUCUGUUGCUGGAGCUCCGUGGCAGGGCGGUGAGCCGCGCCCCGGCCUUCGAUUGGCGGGCUGGUGCGAGAGUUCUGCCGUGCACAUCGGGCUGGGCUCCCGCGCCGCCUGCCGUACCGCCAGCGGAGACCGGGGCCGGCUGGAGCAGGCGGUAGGGUCGGCCGUUGGUUCCAGCGGCAGGAGCGAUCGCGGGGAAGGCAGCAGUUAGCGCAAACGGACAGAGGCGGGCAUAGUUCUGUCCAAGGUCUCCUGACGUCGUCUUCUUCCAAGUGCUGUUCGGUGCCAGAACGCUUGCAUUUGUUUCUAGGUGUGUAUAUUUGUGGCUCUUGUACUUGACCACGUUAAAACUGCGCUGUGGAAGCCUUCAGCGAGGUUCGGAGCUUGCUGGUUUUGUACAUGCACACUUGGUGCUACUGCUUAAAGGACUGGAGUGUGCAAGCAUGAUGGGGCUGCCAGAUUGGGAGCACACGGUAGCUGCCCAGGACACAGGAAGAAUCUAAAUACAGCUUAAGACCAUGGCAGCAAACUGGACAAGAAUCCUGAGAAUAUUUGUGGCUGCUCAGGUAUUAUUUGUGGUAAAUACCUUUGAAGAAGAGGAUGUACCUGAAGAAUGGAUUCUUCUUCAUGUUGUUCAAGGGCAGAUUGGAGCAGGAAACUACAGCUAUUUGAGACUACAUCACGAGGGAAAGAUAGUACUUCAGAUGCGGAGUUUAAAAGGCGAUGCAGACUUGUACGUAUCUGAUAUGACACUUCACCCAAGCUUUGAUGAGUACGAGCUACAGUCCGUAACGUGCGGCCAAGAUGUUGUCCACGUGCCCGCACACUUCCGCCGACCAGUGGGAAUUGGUAUUUAUGGUCAUCCCUCUCACCUGGAGAGCGAGUUUGAAAUGAAAGUAUACUAUGAUCGAACAGUUGCACAGUAUCCGUUCGGUGAGGCUUCUUACAACCCCGAGGAGAUGGAGGCAAACCAGAAAUACUCACAAUCUACAGAAGAUGAAUCUCAGGAUGAGGAGUCUGUUUUCUGGACUAUACUUAUUGGAAUCUUAAAGUUAAUACUUGAAAUUCUUUUUUAAAUUGAUACACACUGGACUAAGUCGCACUUCAGCCUGUGAAACUGAACAUGAAUGACUUACUGUAAUAUUUAAUACUCUUUUGUUUCCUGAAGAGGUAUCCAGGUUACUUUUUCUAAACCAGAAAGGAAGUGGAGGAAAAAAGCCAUAUUUGAUUCUAUAUUGUAAAUCCUCCCCUAUAUAUAAAAUGAGCAGCAAGCACAGUAUUUGCAGUGUUCUUUAGAGACCGGGGUUUAAAAAUGAAUGUACGAUGGGCUAUUGAUAAACUGAUUUUAAACAGGUGCUUAGAAAAAUCAACUGCAAUUCAGUAUUUUCUAUUGCUUUUUUAUAAAGUGAAAUAAACUGCUGCACUUCUGUGUCCCCUCUCAAUUCAGAGUGUACUUAAAAAUAAAAUCUAUUUUUCUGA
Pogoniulus pusillus (Red-fronted tinkerbird) is the source of this 1743-nucleotide messenger RNA. It is a transcript of the gene C18H6orf120, whose product is annotated as chromosome 18 C6orf120 homolog. The record is from RefSeq and is a predicted model, not a curated record. The coding region runs from base 783 to 1340 and encodes 185 amino acids. The transcript has 3 exons. NCBI's taxonomy places the organism in Eukaryota, Metazoa, Chordata, Aves, Piciformes, Lybiidae.